Molecule: messenger RNA, 1276 nt
Organism: Anopheles coluzzii
Lineage: Eukaryota; Metazoa; Arthropoda; Insecta; Diptera; Culicidae
Exons: 3
Coding region: 297-710 (137 amino acids)
Source: RefSeq, a predicted model, not a curated record
AGUACUGCCGGUUACCGUCAACGAGCAACCUCACUUCAUUGAUAGCAUUCGAUCGGGACGGUACUCGGCGUCGGUCUUGGGAAAAAGUGUGUCGCGAGCGCCUGGUGGAAAGCAAUAGCGUGUGCCAAAAGGAUUCGCAAACCAUUAAUUCGGUGGACUCAAGUGUGACUCAAGUGUGCUAGUGGACAUUGUUUGCAAGAGAAAAAGGAGACAUUUUCCCAUAUAAACGAAGUGCGUUCAAUAAGGACAUUUUGCAGUUGAAAGAUAAAACAGUGCAAAAGAGUACACAUUCAGCGAUGGAGUUCAAAAGCAGCAAAAAGAUGGUGAUUUCCCUCCGGGUAGUGUUGGUGCUGGUGUGCCUGGUUAGCCUUAUUUCACACGCCUCGGCAAGACCGUCGAGCGUGCGGCACAGCAAACAACUGCGUCUUAUAGAUCAUCUGCUUCGCAGCAGGACAGCAGCCGAGAGCAGGAAGCCUCACCAUCACAAUGCCGACCAUCAGCAUCGCCGGAGAUCGGCAGAUUAUGAAGAUUUCUACGACGCGGAUUACAAACGUGUGCAGCAGUGUUACGAAGACGAGGACAUAAACGAGCUUUGCCAGCGCUGUUCGAAGGUGACCAAGUCGUCGCUAGUGUUCCCGAUGUGCUGCAACAAUGAGGAUCACACGAUGACCUGGUGCAAAGAGUACGUUUACUAUGGGAUACAGACGUAACUCGGCGAGAUGGGUUCAAUCUUCCCGGGGGGAAUUCCGGGCAUAUUUCUCUCGUUCCAAGUUUAGCAGUUACAAGCGCAAAACCUGCACUGUAUGACACCCUAGGGGAACACUUACAUCCACGAUAGUAUUUAUUAUUGAUAGUGUUUGCAUCAUCUCAUCGCCAUCGGUUAUUUAUUCACUAGAAGAAGAAGAAGAAAAAGAAGCGAAUUGUUCAGCGUUCGUCUCACCUCAUCUCGUCUGGUAUCUCAAAGCAAAAAAAGGAAACUGCACGCGUCUGAUAAAGUCCUUCAAGCCAGAGCCAUCCCCUCCCAAUUAUUGGAGCUGUGAUUGUACAUAAGUUAUAUUGAUGUCUUAGUAAAUGUGUGUUUCGCACCUAAGGGAAGCAAAAACUGAGGGAGAGAAAUUCGAAGGGCGAAGAUACUUACCUAGCAGAAGUCACAUAGUAUUGCAAGAGCAACGGACACACGCGUUUGGUAGCUAGCUGAGCAAGGCAAGCUGUGGGCCACGAAUAGUUAGAAUAAUUGUCUUAAAAAUAAAGCUUUUUAUAUAUGUGUACAAGCAGA